Molecule: messenger RNA, 821 nt
Organism: Melitaea cinxia (Glanville fritillary)
Lineage: Eukaryota; Metazoa; Arthropoda; Insecta; Lepidoptera; Nymphalidae
Product: esterase AGAP003155
Exons: 4
Coding region: 40-771 (243 amino acids)
Biological process (GO): response to retinoic acid
Cellular component (GO): cytoplasm; nucleus
Source: RefSeq, a predicted model, not a curated record
UGGGUAAAUAAUAUUCGUUUCAUUAAUAAAUUUUCGAAAAUGUCCGAUAACAAUUCUAAUUCUAACCAAUCGUCGACUACAAAUAAUAAAGAAGACAGACCGAAAUUAAAAAUAUUAGCUUUCCACGGAUAUCGACAAAAUGGUACAUUAUUUAAAGGUAAAAUAGGAUCAUUCAGGAAAACUGUGUCAAAAUAUGCUCAGUUAUAUUUUAUAUCAGCUACUCAUAAAGUAUUCAAUGAAGAAGGAGGAGGCGACGAAGAUUCCCGAUCAUGGUGGUUCAAUGCUGAAGAUAACACAUUCAGUGGUAAAUGUCUUGGAGGGCCAGCUAUUGGUUUCGAGGAUACUCUGCGGCUAAUAGAAGGGGUAGUUAAAGAAUAUGGUCCGUUUGAUGGAUUCAUGGGGUUCUCUCAGGGAGCUUGUCUUGUUGGACUCUUGGCUGCCAUGCAACAGAAAGGAUAUUUGCCAUAUACAUUUAAAUUUGCUAUUUUUGCAUCUGGCUUCCGGUCAGGAAGCUUGGUUCAUAAAGGAUUUUAUGAUGAAGACAUUGAUCUACCAUCCCUACAUGUUUAUGGAGAAAGUGAUUCAAUCAUACCAAAAGAAAUGAGCGAAUCUCUCAUUAAUUUAUUUAUUAAACCUGUGGUUGCGGAACAUUCAGGUGGUCAUUAUGUUGCUUGCUCUGGGUCUAUCAAAGAUGCCUACUUAGACUUCCUCCAUGACAGAUUUCAAGAUAUAUUUGAAGAUCCCGAGAAAAAUAAUAAAAGGAAUCCGUAGAGAAUUGUUAAGUGAUGACUGUAAAUAUUAAUAAAUAGAGUUUAACAUCA